Molecule: messenger RNA, 410 nt
Organism: Lethenteron reissneri (Far Eastern brook lamprey)
Lineage: Eukaryota; Metazoa; Chordata; Hyperoartia; Petromyzontiformes; Petromyzontidae
Product: lysozyme 3-like
Source: RefSeq, a predicted model, not a curated record
CCGCUAUAUAAACCAUUGCUUCAGUCAUUAAUCGCGAAUUGCGUUGCCUGCAUGAAACAAGUGGCACGAUGAUUGCCCUCUUCCUCUUGGGACUUGUUGUGGCUGUGGGGGCUGACGUCGGCUGCACGAGCCAAGGGGGCCAGUGCGUGGACUGGCGCAACUACAAGUGCACGGCUGGGGUCGCCACGGGUCUCUGCAACGGGGACGCCAAUCGCCGCUGCUGCCUGGCGUGCAGCUCCACCUGUCUUUCCAACGAGCAGAGCUGGUCGCAGAGCGACGGUGGCUGCACGGGCAGUGGUGGCACGUGCCAGAUCAACAGCAACUACUGCGCUGGCUACUACGCCAGCGGCAAGUGCGGGGGCCCCUCCAACCGGCAGUGCUGCCUCAGUGAGUGACCGCUCACCGAGCAA